GACGAGCAGCAAGGAUUCUGUAUAAGGAUUCAAACUGACAAGCAGUCAGCUUUCUUGUCUGCGAAUAAAACUCGUGGCGCAGGCUCGCAGGGUAGAUUACGGAGACAGCCUGUCAUGGAAUCUGAGCCUGAGUUCAAAACUAUUGAUCAUUACGUACAGUCACGUUCAUAAGUUGUGUCGUUCGUCGCCAUGAUUCGUAACCCAGGUUUGAAGGUUUGAACAACGCUAAGUCACCAGGAGAGGAGUUGGAAGUGCCAGCGAAGGGGAGAGGGAAGCUGUGAAGAAACUGUGUGUUGAAGCUGUGAAAGUAGAAGAGGAGCUGAAGGAAGCAGAAGCUGAAGCUUCAUUGAUGAAGAGCAGUUUAGCAACAGCCAAACAGCAAAAUCAGAAACUUAAGGACAAGUUAGGUUAUUUGGAAAGUCAGAAGACCAAAGUUGAUAAUGACUUUCAAACAUCAGGAGAAGAUAUUAUUUGCUUGGUGCAGAAACUUGAAACCCUUACCACAUGUUUGGCAACCUUUCAGAUAGAGAAAAAUAUUCUCAAAAACUGUUCAAUAAAUCGAGAAAAUAUCAAGGAAAUUGUGGUGCAAAGAAUGAAAGACUGGAAAUUAGCAAUAGACAGUGAGUGUGGGAUUACUUCUGAGGAAAAAACACUCACAGAUGCUCAGCAGAAAGUUACUUCACUCAGAUACAAACGUGAUGCUCUUCUGAGCAUUCCAGAGAAAGUAUCUUUCCUUCAAAAAAGUUUAGAUGAUUGCAUGAAAAACAAAAGAUUUCUGAAAAGAGAGGUGGAGAUGCUGCAGGGAUGCUUGAUGAAGAAGGAACAGCAGCUGAACCACAUCAGACAAGAAGUGCAUGUUUAUGAACAACGUAACCAAGACCAUGCCUCUCGUUUAAGGAGGGAAAUUGAUGAGGUGUCAGCCCACAAUGCCUGGUUAAGUCUGGAACUGAGCCAGAUAGAGGCAAAGGUCACAUACCUCAGAGACCAGACAGAAGCAUGAUAACAUAUUUUGUUGGAACAAGGAUACUCUAGUUUAGGGUCCCUCUGGGCCAUCUCACAAGAUGCAUCUAAUCAAAUGCAGAGUCUCUACCAUACUUUAUGACCUCAUCUGAAAUGCCAACCAUAUGCAAGGAUUUUAUUUACUGUUAAAAUUUAAUAUUACUUUUUUUCAUACAUUUACCAUCAUCUCUCAGUCUUGUAUG
Molecule: messenger RNA, 1202 nt
Organism: Scylla paramamosain (green mud crab)
Lineage: Eukaryota; Metazoa; Arthropoda; Malacostraca; Decapoda; Portunidae
Product: chromosome partition protein Smc-like
Exons: 6
Coding region: 350-1000 (216 amino acids)
Source: RefSeq, a predicted model, not a curated record